This is a messenger RNA of Cheilinus undulatus (humphead wrasse), 2168 nucleotides long. RefSeq names its product oxytocin receptor like (gene oxtrb). The record is from RefSeq and is a predicted model, not a curated record. NCBI's taxonomy places the organism in Eukaryota, Metazoa, Chordata, Actinopteri, Labriformes, Labridae. Gene Ontology annotation, biological process: regulation of systemic arterial blood pressure by vasopressin; maternal process involved in parturition; positive regulation of vasoconstriction. Gene Ontology annotation, cellular component: membrane. The transcript has 3 exons. Gene Ontology annotation, molecular function: oxytocin receptor activity; peptide binding; vasopressin receptor activity. Bases 212 to 1399 code for a protein of 395 amino acids.
CACAGAGCUCGGCUGAUGAGGGCUGCAGUGCUCUUAAGUUUCCAAUGCAAGCAAAGAACGCUGACUUUUGGAUUAUUAUUAUACCUGACGACGAUUCAAAAGAAACACUGACGUUUUCAGCUUAACAGUCAGGCAUCUGAACCAUCACAGCUGUCCUCGAUCUGUUUGUGAUGUGACCGCUUGCUGCGCCAAAGCGGCGCUUUUACGCACAAUGGAUGAGCUUUUACGCGAGCCCAGUAGUUGGGCGCAGAAUGUUUCCUUGGGUAACUCAACUCGUGGGGGUGUUAGCCAGCUCGGAAACAGCACGGUAAAUCCUCUGAAACGAAAUGAAGAAGUGGCUAAAGUGGAAGUUACCGUUCUGUUCCUCGUGCUGCUGCUCGCCCUGACCGGCAACCUGUGCGUCUUGUGGGCUAUCCACGCCAGCAAACACAGCCAGUCCCGGAUGUAUUAUUUCAUGAAGCAUCUGAGCAUCGCGGAUCUUGUGGUUGCAAUCUUUCAGGUGUUACCACAACUCAUUUGGGAUAUCACGUUUCGCUUCUACGGGCCGGAUCUCCUCUGCAGGCUGGUGAAAUACCUCCAGGUCGUGGGGAUGUUCGCCUCUACCUACAUGCUCGUCCUGAUGUCCGUCGACAGGUGCUUAGCCAUCUGCCAGCCGCUCCGCUCAGUGCAUAAGAGGAAAGACCGCUACUGUGUGAUCGCAUCCUGGAUGCUCAGCCUGGUCUUCAGCACUCCUCAAGCCUACAUCUUUUCUUUAAAGGAUGUUGGACAUGGCGUGUAUGACUGCUGGGGGGACUUUGUGCAGCCGUGGGGCGCCAAAGCAUACAUCACAUGGAUGAGCCUUAGCAUUUACAUUAUCCCAGUGGCAAUUUUAAGCAUCUGCUAUGGCUUAAUAUGCUUUAAGAUAUGGCAGAAUUUCAAUUUGAAAACCAGGAGGGAGCACUUCCUUUCUCUGACUCCUAGGCCUUCCAAAGGCGCGCAUCCUCUCUCUCGUGUGAGCAGCGUGAGGCUCAUUUCAAAGGCGAAGAUCCGCACUGUGAAAAUGACAUUUGUGGUGGUCCUUGCGUACAUUGUGUGCUGGACUCCCUUCUUCUUUGUCCAGAUGUGGUCUGCGUGGGAUCUUGCUGCACCGAGAGAAGAUGUGGCUUUCAUCAUCACCAUGUUGCUGGCCAGCCUCAACAGCUGCUGUAACCCAUGGAUCUACCUGUUCUUUGGCGGUCACCUCUUCCAUGACCUGAUGCAGUGCUUCUCCUGCUGCUGCCCUCAAUAUCUCAAAUCCUCCUCCUGCAGCUGCGAUCGGCAAUGCAUGCACAAAAGCAACUGCUCCACAUUCGUCAUCAAGAAUACCAGCAGUCAGCGGAGCCUCUCACACACAUCUAGCAUGGGGGGACCGGGACGCUGAAGGGCCAGCUGAAAACCAUCCAGACUUCCUGUAACUGAGAAAUUCUGGCAUUUUGGGCAUUUAAUCUUCUGUAGAAGCACUACAGAGGCCUUUGCAUGGGUUUAAAUAGAGCAGGCAAAGUAAACCUGCGCUGCAGAAAAACUACCUUAUGACAACAAAAAGGAAGAAAAAAGUAAUUUUUGUACAGCGUGUGAUCAAAAGUUAUUUAAGUUGAAGCUUUUACAUAUGCUUUAUGUCUAUAUAUGUGUGCCAUCUGCUUUUCUACAGCAGAGUUGUCCUUCUUGGGCUCAAUCACACCGGAUUUCUGCACAUGUCCCUUGCCUUGGCUUAAGUAUUACAAACUCUAUUGUCAGUCUGUGCAUACAAAUAUGAAAAGUUUGUAACUCCUGUUAUUCUGUCAUGAGAUUUGUUCUAAUUUGACCUUAAGAGUGAAGCUAUUAGUUACAAUGGAAGGCCUGAUUCUAAGAUGUGAUGUAAGAUCUUAGAUAUGAUGUUAGAUAUUUGCAGGCAACCUUAAUCAUGCAUGCAGACGGAAUUCAGAGGGAUUUGGACGAAAGAUUGUAUGGGAUAGUAUAACUUCUUAUUAUUGCUUUUCUCCCCCCAUGAAAGCGGAGGUAGAGCCUCAACCCAGUAAUGUGGGAUUGAGAGCUAGCUACAGUCAGAGUACCUCAUCCUGGCUCUGCUUUCUCAGCCAUCUUGCUAAGAUCUUUCUCCUCACAGUUUUAUCUGUCUGUUUUAUCUGGAUGUUAUGGCCAUACGGAAAAGUAAG